Lepidothrix coronata (blue-crowned manakin) is the source of this 3660-nucleotide messenger RNA. RefSeq names its product phospholipase A2 group IVA (gene PLA2G4A). NCBI's taxonomy places the organism in Eukaryota, Metazoa, Chordata, Aves, Passeriformes, Pipridae. The transcript is spliced from 17 exons. Gene Ontology annotation, molecular function: calcium-dependent phospholipid binding; calcium ion binding. Gene Ontology annotation, cellular component: nucleus; cytosol; endoplasmic reticulum. Bases 104 to 2365 code for a protein of 753 amino acids. The record is from RefSeq and is a predicted model, not a curated record. Gene Ontology annotation, biological process: glycerophospholipid catabolic process.
AAGGAUCUUUCAUAGUGAACUCUGCUCUGAAAAACGAGAAAGCCUCUCCUCUGUGGAAUUGAAAUAAAUAUUUGACAGUUGCCUUGAAUAAAAAUUAAGAAAAAUGUCUGUCAUAGAUCCUUACCAGCACAUUGUGGUGGAGCACCAGUACUCACACAUAUUCACUGUGACAGUAAGGAAAGCCACAAAUGUCACCAAGGGAGCCAUUGGUGACAUGCUUGACACUCCAGACCCCUACGUGGAGCUGUUCAUCCCGACCGCCCCCGACUGCAGGAAGAGAACGAAACAUUUCAACAACGACGUGAACCCCGUGUGGAACGAGACCUUUGAGUUCAUCCUGGACCCCAACCUGGAGAAUGUCCUGGAGGUUACUCUGAUGGAUGCCAACUACGUUAUGGACGAGACUCUUGGCACAUCCACAUUUCCCAUCUCUUCUCUGAAACUGGGAGAAAAGAAGGAGGUCCAGUUGACUUUCAAUGAUGUCACAGAAAUGACUUUGGAAUUGUCUCUUGAAGUAUGCUCUUCCACAGAUCUCCGGUUCAGCAUGGCCCUGUGCGAUGAGGAGAAGAAAUUUCGGCAGCAGAGGAGAGAUAAAAUCAUGCACAGCAUCAAAUCAUUCCUCGGAGAGGAAAACAGCAAGAACUUGACCACUGCCCGUGAUGUCCCAGUCAUAGCGAUCCUGGGCUCGGGAGGUGGAUUUCGUGCCAUGGUGGGGUUUGCUGGAGUUAUGAAAGCACUUUAUGAAUCCGGAGUUUUGGACUGUGCCACUUAUGUUGCUGGGCUCUCUGGAUCCACCUGGUACAUGUCAACUUUGUAUUCACACCCAGACUUUCCAGCCAAGGGCCCAAAAGAGAUCAAUGAAGAGCUGAUGAACUCUGUGAGCCACAACCCCCUCCUGCUGCUCACUCCUCAGAAAGUCAAACGCUACAUCGAAGCCCUGUGGAAUAAGAAGAGUUCAGGGCAGCCUGUCACCUUCACGGAUAUCUUUGGAAUGCUGAUAGGGGAAACACUUAUCCAUGAUAGAAUGGACACCACUUUGAGCAACAUGAAAGAGAAAACCAAUAAUGCCCAGUGUGCUCUGCCACUCUUUACGUGUCUCCAUGUGAAACCAGACGUGUCAGAGCUGAUGUUUGCAGACUGGGUGGAAUUCAGCCCCUAUGAGAUUGGUAUGGCCAAAUAUGGCACUUUUAUGUCUCCUGAUUUGUUUGGCAGCAAGUUUUUCAUGGGGACAGUGGUGAAGAAGUACAGUGAAAAUCCCUUGCAUUUCCUCAUGGGUGUUUGGGGCAGUGCAUUUUCCAUAUUAUUUAACAGAGUGCUUGGUGUCUCCAACUCUCAGAAUAAAGGUCCCACCAUGGAAGAAGAAUUAGAAAAUAUCAGGCUCAAGCACCUCGUAAGCAAUGACAGCUCAGACAGUGAAGAUGAAUCACAGCAUCCAAAAGGCACGGGGAGCACCGAGGCCCGGCGGGAGCAGCAGGAGAGCGGCCAGGAGAGCAGCCAGGAGAGCUGGGUGCAGCGCAUGCUCAUGGCCCUGGUGGGGGACAGUGCCCUCUUCAACACCCGGGAGGGCCGUGCUGGCAAGGUGCACAACUUCAUGCUGGGGCUGAACCUCAACAGCUGCUACCCCCUGUCCCCUCUGGCAGAGCUGCUCACCCAGGAGUCCGUGGAGGAGGACGAGCUCGACGCGGCCGUUGCAGAUCCUGAUGAGUUUGAGAGGAUCUAUGAGCCACUGGAUGUGAAGAGCAAGAAGAUUCACAUUGUGGACAGUGGGCUGACAUUUAACCUGCCAUACCCCCUCAUCCUGAGGCCUCAGAGGGGCGUCGAUCUCAUCAUCUCUUUUGAUUUCUCAGCAAGGCCAAGUGAUUCCAGCCCUCCUUUCAAGGAAAUUCUGCUGGCUGAGAAAUGGGCUCGAAUGAACAAGCUGCCUUUCCCCAAAAUAGACCCCAAUGUGUUUGACAGAGAGGGCCUGAAGGAGUGCUAUGUGUUCAAACCAAAGGACACCUCUUCAGAGAAGGACUGUCCCACCAUAAUCCAUUUUGUCUUGGCCAACAUCGACUUCAGGAAGUACAAAGCUCCAGGAGUUCCCAGGGAAACACAGGAAGAGAAGGAUUUUGCAGACUUUGACAUUUUUGAUGAUCCAAAUACACCUUUCUCUACCUUCAACUUCCAGUAUCCCAACGAGGCUUUCAAGAGGCUCCAUGACCUGAUGGAGUUCAACACCCUCAAUAACAUAGAUGUGAUCAGGGAGGCCGUGCUGGAGAGCAUCGAGUACCGCAAGGAGAACCCGUCGCGCUGCUCGGUGUCCCUGAGCAGUGUGGAGGCCAGGAGGUUCUUCAACAAGAGCCACCUCAACAACAACCACACGUAGAGGCCGUGCCAGGGGCCUGCUCCCGUCCCUCCAGCUGGAGCCACAGCCCCUCCAGCAGCUCCUCACCCGCUCCUCGGCACGUUUCCUUGGGGCUUCUCGAGUUUCAGUGUCAUUUUGUACUGCUGGUUUUUUAAACUAAACACAUUUCAGUGUGCUGGGAUCCUGAUUUUAACAGAUGUGCAAUUAGGGGGGGUUUGUCUCGAGAUCAUCGGGUUCAGGGUCUUUUUUUUUUUUUUUUCCCUCCCUUAUAAAAUUGUAAACAUUGGUUUCUUUUGGGUAAUUCAUUUUUAAUUGAUGUAAACUGGGCGUAGCUUGAAAGGUAGGAUGGGAUUAGAAAGAAAGAUUGAAAUCCACCUUUCUGCUGUUUUAACGACGUCUGUACCACUUAGCAAAACCCCAAGCCUCUUACGUUUUCUUUUUUGAUCCUCCAAAUUGCAUUGCUUGAAUCCUUGAGCUACUGGCACCUGCCUGUUAAAUUGUUGUUAGUUUGUGUAUUCCUGACCAAAAUGUUUAUGCAUAACUUGAGAGUGGCUUUUGCAUUUGACCAUGAUUGAACCAUCACAUUUCUGCAGAGGGACAGUGGGAAUGUUUACUGGGGCUGGAUAAAAUGUGCCCAGGUAAGAAUGUGAAGUAGUUCUUGUCUUAAGGGUUAUUUGAAAUAAUAUUUUUGAGUCCUGUAAAUAAUAAAAGAUGGUGCAGAGCCACAGAUUGUUUCAGUCCCAUCUCAGCAAGUGUUGAGGUAACUCUGCAAACGCAGUGGCAUCUCCAAAGGCUUUAAUUGCUAAAAUCUGUAAGUCCACGGGAAGGGAAGUAAUUAAAAUGCAUUUAUUUUAACAGCCACUGCAUCCCAGAAUCCUGGAAUGGUUUGGGUUGGAUGACCUUAAAGCUCACAUCGUUCCACCCCUUGCCAUGGGCAGGGACACCUCCACUAUCCCAGGUUGCUCUAAGUCUACAUGCAGUGUUCUGUGAUUAAAUAACAUUUUCUGCAUUGAUCAGUAGGUUUUAUUUCUGUUUGAAUUAGUGCAUGUUUAAAAUCAAGCAAGAAAAUGAAAGUAACUUGUCUUAGUGCUGCAUAAUUUAAACAUUUUCCAUGAAUUUCGGAAUACAGGAAGGAACUGGUACCAUUAUAUUAUUGUAAUAUUUUCUUUUUAAUGUUAUAUUUCCCUUUGGGAAUGUAAUAUUUGUAUUUUUUUAUUUUAUAAUAUGUACCUACUCUAUUUUAUGGAAGAGUUUUAUCAUGCUUUAUACAGUUUGUAUUAUCACAGAGUUAUCAGACGAUAAUGAAUAAAACUAUA